AACUUCCGAGUUUGUUUGGACUUCUGAACAGAAACCGUCGUCGCGCCGCGUCACCGUGUGAGCUUAGCUGAGCUGUUUACUGUACGAGCAAGAAACACUGGUGACAUUUAAACCCAGAAGGAAAAAUGACGCUUCCGUCGGCGCACAGUACCACCACACUCCGGACCGUGAAAGUCUCUUCGGAACCGGGCACGACGACGCUGCUCUCCUCGGGCCAGUUAGGCUACGGCGGCGGGACUCUGCGCAGGGUCGGCGUCGCGCCGGCACAGUUCUCCUCCGUGCAGUACGUCAACGGCUCCGUGGACGGCACCGCGCUCCAGGGGAACCUCGUCCAGGGGAAUGUGGUCCACGGCACCGUGCUCCAGGGGAACAUGCUCCAGGGGAACAUGCUCCAGGGGAACGUGGUCCAGGGGAACGUGGUCCAGGGGAACAUGCUCCAGGGGAACGUGGUCCAGGGGAACGUGGUCCAGGGGAACAUGCGCUACCUCGUGCCCGUGCAGCGCGCCUCCGAGUCCUACGUCGUGGUCAAUCAGUCCCCGCAGACGUUGACGCCGGUUUACCUGCAGAACGUCCAGAACGUCCAGAACAUGCAGCACCUCAGCGUCAGCAGCCUGGAAGAAACCGACAGCAGCCAACAAAUCGACAUCAAUGGCCAAGCUUCAUCGGUGUACAGUUAUCCACCGAGCCCCAUCAAGAGCCCCGAGCCUCCAGAGGUGGUGCAGAGCAGCAGGAGCAGCAGCGUGCACGAGAUCGUCAGAACCGAUGUGAGGGAGCACCUGACGAGCGAAGUGAAGACGGAUUUCGAGUUCGAGCAGGUGGCCAAGCUCGACACGCGCUUCUUCGGCGAGCUCCUCGCCGAGGUCUACCGGAAAAACUGCGACAUCCACACCUGCAUCUCUGAACACGUGGCCAAGAUCCGCGGACGAAAACACUUACUGGACCUGGAUAAGUCGGAGAAAGAAGACAUCGAAAACCUCCUUCCUAAAGGGGUGUCUGAACUGACGAAGCAGCAGAUCCGCUACCUCCUACAGACGCGCAUGACGGCCGACAAGACCCUGCGCAUGCUUCUGAGCACCUUCAGCAGCCUGAGGGAAGAGCUGGUGCACCUGCAGGACGAUCUGAGGCGCCUGGAGAGUGAGAAAGAGCAGCUGGAGAGGGACCUGAGCUUUAAGGCCGAUCAGGCGCAGCAGUAUGACCGACUGUUGGAAACCGUACGCGAGAACAACCGACAGCUACAGAUCUCCCUGAAAGAGAGCGCAUCGUCCCAGCGCAACCUGGAGGCUCAGCUCAUGAACAACCGCAGCUCAGACUCCGGCAAGGACUUCCGCAUCAAAGAUCUGGAAGGCAGCAAGCGGGCGCUGGAGAAGGAGAACGAGCUGCUGCGCAAGAAGCUUGAAGGCCAGUGCAGUAGCUCCACUCUGCAGACUAAGACACAGGAGCUGUCCAGACAUUAUGAGCAGAUGCUGAAAGAGCUACGAGAGGAGAAGGACAAGGAGUUAUCGAGUAUGCGGACUCAGCUGGUGAAGAUCCAGACAGAAUACACUACAGAUCGCUCCAGCGAUAAGAGCCUACAGCUGAGGAUCUCAGAGCUACUGACCACACUGGAGCAGCGCGACUCGACCAUCAGACGCCAAGAGGAGGAGCUCAGACGGCUGCAGCAGGAGAAGAGUUCCAGCAGCCUCACUCAGACUGUUAUCACUAAAAAAUACCAGAACCAGUACCCGAUCCUGGGCCUGUUAAGUGAUGACUAUCAGUACACAGCAGCACCUGUCAGGGAGUCCAAGACCAUCGUCAUCAAGAGGACGGGCGAGAUGACCAAAAAGGAAUUCACCAGCACACCCUAAAGACGACGCUUCUGUCCGACAGGAUUGAGCACGAGGGGCGAUCCAGAAUUUGCGCCAGUACCUGCUAGAUCACCUCUCUCCAUCCUUUCCCACCCCUCCGUCUCUCUGUACAUCCCUCUCUCCAUCUCCAACCUUUCUCACCCCUCCUCCUCUCUCCAUCUCCAUCUCCAUCCUUUCCCACCCCUCCUCCUCUCUCCAUCUCCAUCUCCAACCUUUCUCACCCCUCCUCCUCUCUCCAUCUCCAUCUCCACCCUUUCUCACCCCUCCUCCUCUCUCCAUCUCCAUCUCCAUCCUUUCCCACCCCUCCUCCUCUCUCCAUCUCCAUCUCCACCCUUUCCCACCCCGUUUCCCUGCAUGCGCUUUGUCUGUACUUCAGGGCUGUAGAGUAGUGAUGGUUCCAGCCUCAGUGUGAACAGGAUGCGAGAUUCAUGCUGUAGUUUGGUUCCGAGCGCUUCGUGCUUUUCCAGCCACCACAACUCUACCAGCCUCUGUUCAGCAACUACUCUAAUCAUCUAGUUAGUGAUGUAUGACGUAAAGAUGUAGCUUUCCUUCAUCAGUUACAGCCAAUUUAUGUUUACGAUGUAUCGUAUUCGACACUUUCUGUGUUGGAGAACUUUGUAGAAUGGGGUGCAUACAUGUGAAAGCAAACCGGUGAUGGGAUUUGUUUGCUAUGUAACAGCAGUGGAGUUUUUUUUUUUUUUUUUUUUGUGUGUGUGUGUUUGUUUUGUUUUUGUUUGUUUUUGGUUGCAUGUGGCAAUGAGUUAAUUAUCAGCUAUUCGAAAUAAAAAGAGACUAGAAUAUUUGGGUUGAGGAGACCAUUGGUGUAUUGAACAAUAACAAAGCGUGAGAGGGUUCAUUUUUUUUUGUUGUCGUUAGUUUGUGCGUUUUUAAACCCUAACAUCUCCCAGUUACUUUUAACAUAAACCCCGUGUGGCAGCUAACGUGCGUUUUUAACUAAUCCUCGAUUUCACGUCCAAACCCGGGACUUUGCGUCUCCAAGAAAACAAAGACAGAUGGUUUUCACCAAAACCAGACGUUUCUAAUUUCUAAUCCCGUCUAGUUUUGGUUGAGUCCGUGCCCACCGUAGGUUCAGAUUCCUGAUUAUGGCGGUCAGGAGUGGAACCCGAGACGGUCUUCUGCUCUUGUAGCCCGUCCACCUCAAGAUUCAAUGCGCUGAGAUGCUUUUCCGCUCACCACGGUUGAAAAAAGUGGUUAUUCCUGUCGGCUCCGAGCGGUCUUGCGGUUCUCCUCUGACCCUCUCUCGUCAAUAAGGCCUGUUGAUCAGCUGUGCAUGAAAAUCUCCGGAGUAGCAGAUACUGAAAGUGGACGACUCAAAUUAGGGACUUUACUAAUCUUCACCUUCUUUACGUUUACGUUCAGCAACUUCUAGAAAACUUCUAACAUGCGAUGCUGUUAUUACAAGGGUGUGAUUUUAAUAAACUACUACUGCUGUAUUAAUGACUAAAUCUGCUGUAUACCGUGUUUCUGAGUUUUGUGCAGUGUAAAUCAACUUUUGUUGAUUCAAAAGCCGCCUUGGCCUUGUUUUAUUCCAGCCAUUUUGUUUCAUAUUUGAUUCUGCUUGGGAUUGUUACACUGCCCUCUGCUGCCCGCAGGGUGAACUGCAAUAGCAAUAAAAACACGGGCAAGCCUUCCCCUUGCCUGACCACACUUAGGGGCGGGGCUGAGUAAAACCUGGGGCGGGGUUAUUUCCGACAAGUCUGUAAACAGAAGCCUUAAUUAUUUUUAAAUAUACAAAAUGAACUGAAUGUCAACAUUACAAAUCACAAAUGCAAAUUUUUUUUUGACUAAUUAUAUUUAUUAUAAUAAAUAUGAAAUUAAUGUAAGUACCUUCAUAUUAUAACUGUAUUACACAUCGAUUAUUAUUAUUAUAGGUCUGGGAACACUUGGUGACGUCACUGUUUCCCCCCCCCCAUGAUUCCAUUUUCAAAAUCCACCUUAAAUGCUUUCUUUUUUGGAGUUUAUAACGAGCAUGAUUACGUGUUUCUUGGAGUUUCUGUGACUUUUGUUACAGCCUGUUCUUAAAAUAAACCGUUGCUGGGCAUGUGUAAA
Ictalurus punctatus (channel catfish) is the source of this 3914-nucleotide messenger RNA. RefSeq names its product POF1B actin binding protein (gene pof1b). The record is from RefSeq and is a predicted model, not a curated record. Gene Ontology annotation, cellular component: bicellular tight junction; actin filament; adherens junction. Lineage: Eukaryota; Metazoa; Chordata; Actinopteri; Siluriformes; Ictaluridae. The transcript is spliced from 13 exons. Gene Ontology annotation, molecular function: actin filament binding. Gene Ontology annotation, biological process: epithelial cell morphogenesis; actin filament organization; bicellular tight junction assembly. Bases 126 to 1844 code for a protein of 572 amino acids.